CAUUCAUAAACUGUCUUCGACUCCUGUUCGAAGACGAGUUUCAUUAUCAUCAGUAUCAACUUUUUUGUUUAUCGACGAAGAAGAAGAAGAAGAACGAUGGAAGAAAGGGAAUAAGAGCGUCUAUAAAUACACUCACUAAGGACCACAUCCAUUAUUUAUCUCUCUCUCUCUCUCUGUCUGUCUUUAUAUUAAUGAAGACACCUCUCACUUCUUCUUCUUCUUCUCUGUCUCUCUCUUCUUUAUCUCCCUCUCAAUCAAACAAACACUUUCUUUCUUCUUCUUAUUCUUUCUUUCAUGGCUUGUUUGAGAGAUGAGCCCCGGGGUUCACUCUCCAAUAUGCUCUCUAGACGUCUCUCUAUCACUGAAGAGGAACAAAAACAAGAAGAUGCAGAGCAACCCAAGCAACCCAAUACUCUCUUUGUUCAAUUCCCUUUCGAGAAGGUCUUUCCCGUUUACGCAAUGGGGUUUCUCAGCUCCGACUUUGACCCGCUUUUGUCCUUCCCCUAUUCCCGUGCUGACCCGAUUUGGGACGCUGUUCGACAAGAAGCCAAGUUGGAGGCAGAGAAGGAGCCGAUUUUAAGUAGCUUCUUGUAUGCUAGUAUUUUGUCACAUACUUGUUUAGAGCAAGCUUUGGGGUUUGUUCUUGCCAACCGACUCCAAAAUCCCACACUCUUGGCGACUCAACUUAUGGAUAUAUUUUCUAAUGUAAUGAUGCAUGAUAAAGAUAUUCAAUGUUCCAUUCGGUUAGAUGUGCAGGCAUUUAAAGACAGAGAUCCUGCUUGUUUGUCAUAUAACUCAGCUCUUUUGUAUCUCAAGGGUUACCAUGCUCUACAAUCAUAUCGAGUAGCACAUUCAUUGUGGAAGCAAGGACGUAAAGUGUUAGCAUUUGCAUUGCAAAGCCGUAUCAGUGAGGUAUUUGGAAUUGACAUACAUCCAGCUGCAAGUAUUGGAGAUGGGAUAUUAUUGGAUCACGGCACUGGUGUUGUUAUUGGUGAAACCUCUGUUAUAGGAAACCGAGUUUCUUUGAUGCAUGGUGUGACUCUAGGUGGGACUGGGAAAGAAAUCGGUGAUCGCCAUCCAAAAGUAGGUGAAGGUGCACUGAUUGGAGCCUGUGUGAAUAUACUUGGGAAUAUAAAAGUAGGUGAAGGGGCAAUGAUAGCUGCUGGCUCCCUUGUUUUGAAGGAAGUUCCUCCGCAUAGCAUGGUGGCAGGAACACCAGCAAAGGUGUUAGGAUACAUAGUAGAUGAGCAAGACCCAUCUCUGACAAUGAAUCAUGAUGCCACCAAAAUAUUUUUCAAACGUGUGGCUGUCGCUUUUAGAAAGGCAAGGUCCACCGGGCCUUCGGAUACCGAAAAUAAGGAAGGCAAGUGAGCGAUGUGCAACAGUGCAAAGGCGAAGGCAUAGAUCUCCGUUGCUGAUGCAGUUAGCUUUAUUAGUCAGUAGAUGUAUGACAUGCAGCAGCAUGAUACAUGAUAGGACCAUUGAAGAAAUAAUGUUACUGUAGUUUAUACAGAUCAUCUGAUAUCUAUAGUUCCUUUCGUCGAUGUUUCGAGACAUUUUUUGGCAAUGUUCAACAAAUUUUGACUCAAGUAUUUGUUGCCCAA
Molecule: messenger RNA, 1604 nt
Organism: Pistacia vera
Lineage: Eukaryota; Viridiplantae; Streptophyta; Magnoliopsida; Sapindales; Anacardiaceae
Product: serine acetyltransferase 2-like
Exons: 10
Coding region: 295-1371 (358 amino acids)
Cellular component (GO): cytoplasm; cytosol
Molecular function (GO): L-serine O-acetyltransferase activity
Source: RefSeq, a predicted model, not a curated record